Messenger RNA from Gasterosteus aculeatus aculeatus (three-spined stickleback), 3268 nucleotides. RefSeq names its product ligase III, DNA, ATP-dependent (gene lig3). The record is from RefSeq and is a predicted model, not a curated record. Gene Ontology annotation, biological process: lagging strand elongation; DNA biosynthetic process; DNA recombination. Lineage: Eukaryota; Metazoa; Chordata; Actinopteri; Perciformes; Gasterosteidae. Gene Ontology annotation, cellular component: DNA ligase III-XRCC1 complex; nucleus. Gene Ontology annotation, molecular function: ATP binding; zinc ion binding; DNA binding.
ACCGGAAACGGGCUGCAUGUUUAAAUAGUAACAGCCGCUCUGAUGACAGUGGUGAGCUCUUGGCUAACAACAAUGAGAAGUGCUAGCUGCGAUAAUCGUGCAAUUAUUUUUGACUACGCUUCUAUGAGGUUGUAACCUGCCCACCGUCACAUCUGGAUGCAGAGAGCCCUGAUUUUAUCAGCGCACACGACUUUCUGCGUCGGCCUAAAGCAACUUCGGACGGCGCGCGGAUCCCUUUCUGUCGCUCCGAGCUUUAAACCUCCGCCUCCGCUUCUCCCUGGCCGCCGACUCCAUCGCCUCUCCUCCGAGCUCCUCCAGGACCAGCGUCCCCGGCUCUCCCCGCAUCGGCGUUUCUCCCACCGGCCGGACAUGGCAGAGCAGAGGUUCAUCGUGGAGUACGCCAAGCGCGGCACGGCGGGAUGCAAGAAGUGCAAGGACAAAAUCCCCAAGGAGGUGGUGCGCAUCGGGAAGAUCGUGCCGAACCCCUUCAGCGAGUCCGCGGGGGAAAUGAAGGAGUGGUAUCACGUCAAGUGUAUAUUCGAGAAGCUGGAGAGGGCGAGAGCCACCACCAAGAAGAUCGAGGACAUCACGGACCUGGAGGGCUGGGAGGAGCUGCAGGACCAAGACAAGGAGGUCAUCAAUAAACACGUUUCAGACCUGAUGGCCAAAGUCAACGCCAGUCCAAAGAAGAAAGCGUCGGCCAAGACGAACACCUCCGGUCAGCUGAUGGCUCCGCCCGCCGACCCGUCCGUCAACGCGCCGCGGAAGUUCUCCGGCUUCACGGCUGCCAAAGCGGGCGGCAGCGCCGCCGCCGCCGGCGGCCCCGGACCGUCCCCUCCCCCCGCCUCGGCCAACGACAGCCGGGGCAGCCCCCUGUCCGCCCAGCUCUGCGACCCCCGGCACAAGGACUGCCUCUUCAGAGAGUUCCGCAAGCUCUGCGCCACGGUGGCCGAGCACAACAGCUACAACGUGAAGACGCAGAUCAUCGAGAAGUUCCUCCGGAAGGGCUCCGGCGGAGACAAGUUCCACGGAGAUCUCUUCCUCACGGUGAAGCUGCUCCUGCCGGGCGUCGUGAAGAGCGUCUACAACCUCAACGACAAGCAGAUCGUGAAACUCUUCAGCCGCAUCUUCAGGUGCAGCCAGGAGGAGAUGGUGCGCGACCUGGAGCAGGGCGACGUGUCUGAAACGGUGAGGAUGUUCUUCGACAAGAGCAAAUCGUUCCCCGCGGCCACCAAGAGCCUCCUGACCAUCCAGGAAGUGGACGCCUCGCUGACCCGCCUCGCCCAGCUGACCAAGGAGGACGAGCAGCAGACCGAGCUGGAGGAGAUCAGCAAGAAGUGCACCAGCAAUGACCUCAAAUGCAUCAUUCGGCUCAUUAAACACGACUUGAAGAUGAACUCUGGAGCAAAACACGUCUUGGACGCCGUGGAUCCAAACGCUUACGAUGCCUUCAAGGCCUCGCGUAACCUAGGCGACGUGAUUGAGCGGGUGCUGAGGAACCAGCAGGAAGCGUCCGACGGCUCGGGACCCAGGAAGCUGCUCACCGUGGAGGCCUCGCUCAUGACCCCCGUUCAGCCCAUGUUGGCGGAGGCGUGUAAGUCGGUGGAGUACGCCAUGAAGAAAUGCCCCAACGGCAUGUACUCGGAGAUCAAGUACGACGGGGAGCGCGUGCAGGUCCACAAGAACGGAGACCACUUCAGCUACUUCAGCCGCAGCCUCAAGCCCGUGUUACCACACAAAGUGGCCCAUUUCAAGGACUACAUCCCCCAGGCGUUCCCCGGGGGCCACAGCAUGAUAUUGGACGCUGAAGUUCUUCUAAUUGACACAAACACCAGUAAACCCCUGCCCUUCGGGACUCUGGGUGUCCACAAGAAAGCGGCGUUUCAGGACGCCAACGUCUGCCUCUUUGUGUUCGACUGCAUCUACUUCAACGGCGUGAGUCUCAUGGAGAGGCCUCUGUGUGAACGCAGGAAGUUCCUGGUCGACAACAUGGUGGAGGUGACCAACAGGAUCCUGUUCUCAGAGAUGAAACACGUCACUAGGGCAGGCGACCUGGCUGAGAUGAUAACCCGAGUCAUCAGGGAGGGACUGGAGGGCCUGGUGCUGAAGGACUUGAAGGGCUCCUAUGAACCGGGGAAGCGCCACUGGCUGAAGGUGAAGAAGGACUAUCUGAACGAAGGCGCGAUGGCCGACACGGCCGACCUGGUGGUGCUGGGGGCCUUCUACGGAAAAGGCUCCAACGGGGGCAUCAUGUCCAGCUUCCUGAUGGGCUGUUACGACCCACACUCCAAGAAAUGGUGCACGGUCACCAAGUGCUCCGGAGGCUAUGACGACGCCACCUUGGCCCGGCUCCAGAAGGAGCUCGAUGUGAUUAAAAUCAGCAAGGAGCCGAGCAAAAUCCCAGGCUGGCUGAAAGUCAUCAAGAACUAUUAUCCGGAUUUCAUUAUUCGCGAUCCUCAGCGAGCGCCCGUCUGGGAGAUCACGGGCGCAGAGUUCUCCAAAUCAGAAAUGCACACCGCCGACGGCAUCUCCAUCCGCUUCCCCCGAAUGACGCGUAUCCGUGACGACAAGGACUGGAAGACGGCCACCAACUUGGACCAGCUCAAAGAGCUCUUCCGCAUAUCGAAGGAGAACUGUGACUUUAACGUGACGGCCGGACCGUCCACGAUCAAGGAGGAGAAGAGCUCCUCUGGAGGAGACAGCGGGGGGAGCUCCCCGGCCCCCCCACCGCCCCGUGGACCUCCACCCAAGAAGACCAUCAGCACCCCCAAAACCAAGGCGAUAAAAUCUGAGCCUCGCACUCCUGGCUCAGGCCCACCGAGCGCCAAGAAGGAGAAGAAGAGCGAAAGCGUCCAAAGUAACGGACGAACCCAACCGAAGGCCACGGCCGCGCUACUCGAGCCGAGGGCCGACAAGACGCUGCUGGACGUCUUCAGCGGGGUGAAGCUCUUCCUGCCCGUCUCCGUGCAGGAUUUCCACAAGCUGAGGAGGUACUUCGUGGCGUACGACGGCGACGUGGUGCAGGACUAUGAAGUCGCCACGGCAACGCACACGCUGGCCGAGCCCGAAGACGACAGCCAGGCGGAGAGAGUGUCGCCCGACUGGAUCUGGGAAUGUAUCCGCAAGAGGCGGAUCGUGCCUCCCUGCUAACAAUAAAGACGUCCGUUAACAUGUUUCUGCGUGUGCGGAGAAAAUUGGGCUGUGAAUCAUGAAAUGCAUCGUUUAAUGUUUUGAACACACCAUCAUGAAUAAACAACUCCCAACAAUU